This is a messenger RNA of Trachymyrmex cornetzi, 828 nucleotides long. It is a transcript of the gene cnir, whose product is annotated as cornichon-like protein. Lineage: Eukaryota; Metazoa; Arthropoda; Insecta; Hymenoptera; Formicidae. Gene Ontology annotation, biological process: vesicle-mediated transport. The coding region runs from base 230 to 697 and encodes 155 amino acids. The transcript is spliced from 4 exons. The record is from RefSeq and is a predicted model, not a curated record.
GAGCCGAUUGAGCGUUGGCGAUUGGCAACCCUGUGAAGUGUGCAUUUCAACAAUCGUAAGCGAUACCCCGGAAGUUUACGGCAAAAGUGGGCAAAAGUUUAACCGGCGAGCGAGUAUUCGAGUACGAAUACUGACGAGUACUGACAAGUAUCCGGAGGAGGCACUUAUCAAGCCGCGAAUCUCAUGUGAUCACCAUUCAGCAGCGUUCUCACGCAGAAGUAGCAGCAUCAUGAGCCUAAUCGCGGAUCCGUUUCUGUUCGUAAUCGCGCUAUUUGUCACGGGCUGUGUGCUGUUCCUUCUGGUGUAUUAUAUUAUAACGCUGUCUGAUCUCGAGUGUGAUUAUCUGAAUGCACAAGAAUGCUGUUCCAAGUUAAAUAUGGGAGUUUUGCCAAAGUUAAUAGGACAUACGUUUGUGGUAUUUCUUUUAUUGAUACACGGACAGUUUAUAUUAACGCUGAUGAACAUACCGAUGUCAAUUUGGUUGUUUUACGAGUACUUUAGCGUUCCUAGUGGUAAUAUGGGAGUUUACGAUCCCACAGAGAUUCACAAUCGCAGCAAGCUGAAGAGAUAUACACGUGAUUGCAUGAUUCAUCUUGGAUAUUGUAUUGUAUUCUUUUUCAUUUAUCUUUAUUGCAUGAUUGUGGCGUUGCUCAAGGGAGACCCGAUCAAUAGAAACGACGACAUAAUAGAUUUGUAAACAUACUGAAAUUAAGGCAAAGAAACCUUUUUUAUAUAUAUUAUGUUUACGUUAUCUUAUAUUCUAAUGAUAUAAGAAUUUUUUACUUCCACUAUAUUUACACGGCACAUCACGUUCUUUAAACACUAAGU